Molecule: messenger RNA, 393 nt
Organism: Funneliformis caledonium
Lineage: Eukaryota; Fungi; Glomeromycota; Glomeromycetes; Glomerales; Glomeraceae
Source: the annotation of a GenBank genome assembly
AUGAAAUUUGGUGAAUUUUGCAAAGAUGAUACAUCUGUUAUUGGUGGUGUUGGUAAUAAUUUUAAUGGUGAUAAUGUAAUUGGUGAAGUUGCUUUAGAAAGUGAUGAUUCUUCAAUAGAAGAUGAUGAUAAUUUUUUUGAAGGAGAUAAUGAAAUUGAUGAUGCUUUUGAAGUUUGUAUAGUUUGGCAUCAUAAUCCAAAAGAACGUUCAAAUCUUCAGACCGUACCCUUCGAGCUUGAUAAAUUAGUUUCCAACUACCAUCAAAAUAGAUUUUCUCAAAGUUUGAUUCCAAAGUAUAUUAAUCAACUUAUUGCUGAAUCUGUUGAUGUGUUAGAAGAUAAAGCAAAAGAAUGGAUCGAAGGUGCUAUUAAAAUAGAGUUAUUAAAUCAAUAA